AUGAAAAUAGUGUUGCAGAAAGUAAGCCAAGCAUCAGUUGUGGUGGAAUCCAAAGUAAUUUCAAGCAUUAAACAUGGAUAUAUGUUAUUAGUUGGUAUCUCUACUGAAGAUUCUUUGGAAGAUGUUGAGAAAUUAUCGAAGAAAGUACUAGCUUUAAGGAUGUUUGAUGAUGGUAAUGAGUAUGGAUGGAAAAGAAACAUUAAGGACGUUAAUGGUGAAAUAUUAGCUGUUUCGCAAUUUACUUUACUUGCAAGGACUAAAAAAGGUACCAAACCUGAUUUCCAUAUGGCUCAAAAAGGUCCAAUUGCAAAAGAACUGUAUGAUACAUUUCUGAAAUUACUAAGAAACGAUCUUGGCAAUGAUAAAGUUCAAGAUGGUCAAUUUGGCGCAAUGAUGAGCUGUAGUUUAACAAAUGAAGGUCCCGUCACUAUUAUCUUGGAUACAAAAGAAUAG
Messenger RNA from Vanderwaltozyma polyspora DSM 70294, 453 nucleotides. It is a transcript of the gene DTD1, whose product is annotated as D-tyrosyl-tRNA(Tyr) deacylase. The record is from RefSeq and is a predicted model, not a curated record. Gene Ontology annotation, biological process: tRNA metabolic process. Bases 1 to 453 code for a protein of 150 amino acids. Lineage: Eukaryota; Fungi; Ascomycota; Saccharomycetes; Saccharomycetales; Saccharomycetaceae. Gene Ontology annotation, molecular function: D-tyrosyl-tRNA(Tyr) deacylase activity. Gene Ontology annotation, cellular component: cytoplasm. The transcript has 2 exons.